UUUUUCGUUCACAUCUGCGAUGAACCAGCCAGGACAACAAACUACAAAUGCUGGUGGCAGCUUCGUACCUGCACCGCGGCAGGAUAUGGAAUACAUUUGCGCAGACUGCGGCGCCAAGAAUGAAAUAAAGUCCAGGGAACCUAUACGUUGUCGUGAGUGUGGUCAUCGUAUCAUGUACAAGAAGCGGACCAAGCGGAUGGUUCAGUUUGAAGCCCGGUAAUGUCUCCCGGUUGCGAAACGAAUGUCAAAGUUGUUGCGAUUAAGUUGAUUACUAUACAGUAUAAGGAUAGACACCUGACAUUGACGACCUCGUUACCACCGCCCAAGCCGCUUGAACCAUACAUUCAGGAAGCAAGUGACCACCAGCCGAUCUAACAUUGCGCUGGCGCGUGGGGUCACUCUUAGUAUCCUCUCGUGAUUCGACCACGAUGCAAUGUAUUUGUCUUGUGAAUCGAUACACUGUUUUUGUAUGGGCACGUUA
Messenger RNA from Suillus subalutaceus, 481 nucleotides. Its product is annotated as DNA directed RNA polymerase. The transcript is spliced from 4 exons. Gene Ontology annotation, cellular component: RNA polymerase I complex; RNA polymerase III complex; RNA polymerase II, core complex. Bases 20 to 220 code for a protein of 66 amino acids. The record is from RefSeq and is a predicted model, not a curated record. Gene Ontology annotation, molecular function: DNA binding; zinc ion binding; DNA-directed RNA polymerase activity. NCBI's taxonomy places the organism in Eukaryota, Fungi, Basidiomycota, Agaricomycetes, Boletales, Suillaceae. Gene Ontology annotation, biological process: DNA-templated transcription.